Molecule: messenger RNA, 486 nt
Organism: Aegilops tauschii subsp. strangulata
Lineage: Eukaryota; Viridiplantae; Streptophyta; Magnoliopsida; Poales; Poaceae
Source: RefSeq, a predicted model, not a curated record
AUGGAGGCAUAUCUUGAGGAGGAGCCUGGCGUCUUCGAGGAGCGGCUCUUCAAGCCGUCGGUAGCAACCCCCACCGCGGAACCGGCAUCGCCUCAGGAGGAGCUCCCCCCAGUACCACUCUCGGGUGCACCUGCUUGCGGCCCAACCUCGGGAGCUUCCCUGCUCCUCGCGCUCGAGCCUCAGGAGGGGUGCUGGACCAAGGAGUUCAAGGCGUACCUGCUUCAAGGCACCUUGCCGGAGAAGAAGGAAGACGUGGAGAGGGUGGCCCGCCAGGCCACUGCAUGCAGGACGGGAUGUGAGAUGCUGGCCGACAUACAUGGCGGGGACUGCAGGCAUCACUCGUCAUCGCGCACCCUCGUGGGCAAGGCGUUCCGUAGCGGAUUCUACAGGCCCACGGCGCUCAACGAUGCCACUGAGCUGGUGAGGUCUUGCAAGGCCUGCCAAUUCCACGCCAAGCCGAUCCACCAGCCCGCUCAGGGUCUCUAG